Ficedula albicollis (Collared flycatcher) is the source of this 1905-nucleotide messenger RNA. RefSeq names its product interferon-induced very large GTPase 1-like. The transcript has 6 exons. The record is from RefSeq and is a predicted model, not a curated record. NCBI's taxonomy places the organism in Eukaryota, Metazoa, Chordata, Aves, Passeriformes, Muscicapidae. The annotation marks the transcript as partial. Gene Ontology annotation, molecular function: GTP binding.
UCUCAGGAAAUCAACGAUUCAUCUGUCGGCCUGGAACACCUUCUGAGAGAAGUAGGGCAGAUUUAUGAAGCUCUGGAAUUAACAAACUCCAAGGAAGACACUUCAGCCAAACUGCCGGAAAUUGCAGCAGAGCUGAUGGUUUUGGGGUAUCCUGUGGAGCUGAUGGAUGGGGACGCUUCUUACCUGCCCCUGCGCUGGGUGGGAGCAAUCUUUGACAGCUUAAUUGAGAGGCUGGGGGACAAACGAGUGUUUGUGCUCUCCGUGCUCGGCAUCCAGAGCACAGGCAAGUCCACCCUGCUGAAUGCCAUGUUUGGGUUUGAUGUGAAGACCCACAUUCACUACUUUGCUCACCUGUGGGAAGGAAACCCCCCGAUGGCACCACCCAACCCCACCUACAGCCAGAACGUCCAGCAACUAAAGAGCAAAAUCCUGCAGGCUGCCAAGCAGCAUUCCCAGCGCGGCAUUUUGAAGCUCUCGACCCUGAAAGAUCGUAUUGGUGACCUGUGGAAUGCUUUGCGGCAUGAAAACUUUGUUUUCAGCUUCAAGAAUUCCCUGGAGAUUGCUGCAUACAGGAAACUGGAAAGUGCCUUUAGUCAGUGGACCUGGAGGCUGAGGAGUCACUUCUUAGAUGUAGAGAUGAGACUGAACAACAAAAUUCAGAAUGGGGAUUUGCAGAAUGUCACCAGAAAACACCUUGAAGGGCUGGUGCAGGAGACAAGUGAUGCCAUUGAGAAAGAAGUGGAAAAAUAUUUCAUGGAAGACAAAGACCGUGAGACACUGGUCCAGUGGAAAUCAAGCACAGAGCUGAAGCUGAAAGAACUGAAAGAGACUCUUCUUUAUGAAACAAAAAGGAAAUGUGAGAAUCUUAUUGAGCUACAGAAGGAACAGAAUAAAUUGGAUGCAAAGAAGCUGGAAUACGAAGAUGAGCUUCUGAGAAGGAGUAGGGAGCUGGCGGUAACUCUGAAAGGGAAAAGCCCCAGUGAGAAUAAAUUGGAUACAAAGAAGCUGGAAUACGAAGAUGAGCUUCUGAGAAGGAGUAGGGAGCUGGCGGUAACUCUGAAAGGGAAAAGCCCCAGUGAGAAAGAACUGAAGGAUCACUUCUCUCUUGUGUGGAACAGUUGGAUUGCUGAGGUCUCCCGUGCUGCUCGUCCGCUGGAACGGGUGGAUAUCGAUGCAGAAAUUGAAGAUGUCCUUCUAGAGCACUUUAAGGAGCCAGGUUUCCAUGCAUGGAUCAGGUCAUUUCCCAAAGACAGUGGAUUUUCUUUUGACAUGGAGAAACACACUACAAAGAGAAACUUGAUAAGCUUACUCCAAGAUGUUGGGAGCAUUUUUGAUGCUGCUGUGAUCAAAUUUCAGCACAUCACAGAUGACAUCAUAGCGUGUGUGGAGGCAAACAUUGAUAAGAAGGAACAGGAAAAACAGGAUUACAGUCGAAAUUUUAUUCAUGAAAUACUCAAUGAAAUUGAACCAGCCCUUCGCCAGGCAGUCUUUGAGAGGACGGCUAAAGACAUUGCUGAGGACAUGAAGAGCAAAUUACCAGACUUCAGGGGCAACAGAGCCAAUCUGGAAGUCUGCAUCCUGAGAUACCUGGCAGAACAAGAAAAUUUUGAGUAUUUCAAGCAGGAACUGACAGAGGUGAUCAACUUGCCCAGAAGUGACCUGAAUGGCAUCGAGCACCAGGAGGUCACAGACAUUGAGUUCCUGAGCAGUGCCAUGGCAGAAACUCUGGAUGACCUGAGGGACAGGCUUAUGAAAGAAAUGGCUGAUGCUGACCUGAGCUCAUUUUCAAGACCGACACAGCUGGAAGCUUUGUACAAUGGGAAAUUUGAGGGCAAAGGAGAAAUCCCUGACUCGUGGCAGAGAAUUACCAAGCAGGAAGCACUGUCCGAGCUGGAGCAGCGUUAG